This is a messenger RNA of Triticum dicoccoides, 1511 nucleotides long. RefSeq lists its product as uncharacterized. NCBI's taxonomy places the organism in Eukaryota, Viridiplantae, Streptophyta, Magnoliopsida, Poales, Poaceae. Bases 332 to 1129 code for a protein of 265 amino acids. The transcript has 3 exons. The record is from RefSeq and is a predicted model, not a curated record.
CCCCGACGACCUGCUCGUGGAGAUCCUCCUCCGCCUCCCGCCGGAGCCCAUCCACCUCUUCCGCGCCUCCUUCGUCUCCAAGCACUGGCGCGGCCUCGUCCACGACGCCCGCUUCCUCCGCCACUUCCGCGACUUCCACCGGGGGACGCCUCCCGUCCUCGGCUUCUUCAGCAACCAGCCGGUGUCUCCCCUCUUCGUCCCCACCUCCGACGGCUUCGCCGUCCCCGCCGCCGCCACGAUGCGCCACGGCGAGUGGUGGGCCCUCGACUGCCGCCACGGCCGCGCCCUCCUCCUGGACCAAUGACACGGAAGGCUCCUCGUCUGGGACCUCAUGAACGGCGACAAGCACUACCUGCCGUUCCCCACACAGGCCCAUCUGGAGGGCGAUGAGUACAAUGGCGCGGUCCUCUGCGCGGCUGGCCACGCCGACCACGGCGACUGUCAUUCGUGCCCGUUUCUCGUGGCGUUCGUGUUCAAUCAGCAGAGUGAUUUCAAUACCUCCGCGUGCGUCUACUCGUCCGAGACAAGCGUUUGGGGUGAGAUCCACUCGAUCGAAAUUCCAGAUGUAUCAGUUACAUGGGCUCCGACGCCACUGAUUGGAAAUACACUCUACUGGAUUUUGGAUACCUCUGGCGGCGCUAUCGAAAAUGAGUGUUGGAUCGUUGAGUUUGAUUUGGAUGCACACAAUUUGGAUUUAACUGGGGAGAUUCCAUACUACGUGCUCGAUAAGUACAAUAGGCAAAUUGUUCUCAUGCCAGCAGAUGAUGGACGGCUUGGUUUCGCCGGAGUUGACACAUUCAGUCUCCAUUUGUGGUCAAGUAUAGCUUGCGUUGACGGGAUGGUAACAUGGGCACAUUGCAGAGUCAUUGAUCUGGAGAAUUUUCUUGCACCGGAAGCAGUGGCGGCGUGUCGGUAUGUACCAGAUGCAGUUGGCUAUGCUGAAGAUGCCAAUGUGAUCUUCAUUCGUGUGGAUCCAAACAUCUAUAUGAUCCAUCUCAACACCAUGCAGAUUGAGGAGGUCUCAGAGAAAGGGGCCUAUUGGUUUGUUUUUCCUUACACAAGUUUCUACACUCCAGGAAUCACCACUGGUGGUGGAGAUGAUCAAGCUGAGCCAUUAAACGACUGUUGAGAUGAUUGUGCUUUCACACCUGCAGUCACACUUUGCUGGUCUAAGAGGUACCCAGGUUCUUUGUUGCUGUGACUAAAUGCAGAAACAACUUACCCAUGCUGGUUAGUACUUCCCUCCGUCCCAAAAUAAGUGUCUCAACUUAAAGUUAGUACAAAGUUGAGACACUUAUUUUGGGACGGAGGGAGUAUUUUGUAAAUGUUGACGGCUCAAUGUGGCUGUACAAGUCGCUGAAUGUGAUGCUAACCUUGCAAAAGGUGUCGAAUUAAUCGUGGGAUGUUAUCUUUAGCGGUUCUAUAUGCAUUAACCAACUUUACCAGCGCUUGGUAAAAUGUAAGUCAUACUUCAGAAUAUUGUUGUUGAGAAGAUGGCAUUUGUUUGGCCU